AUGGCGGUUCAGAUCCUCUCCGACCUGCAUCUGGAGUCGCCCAGGGCCUACGACAUCUUCCAGAUCGUCCCAAAGGCCCCCAUCCUAGCUCUGCUGGGUGACAUCGGCAAUGUCGCCGCUCACAAGGACGACUGCCUCGCCUUCCUGACCCAGCAGCUACGCCAGUUCCGCGCCGUGCUCUUUGUCCCCGGGAACCACGAGGCCUAUCGGUCCAGCUGGCCCCGAACCCUUGACAUCCUCCGCGCAUUCGAGCGAGAAGUCGACGGCAAUCCCUCGCUUGGGCAGUUCGUCCUGCUGGACCGGACGGUCUUCCGCGUGCCGGACACCAGCAUCGUCAUCCUGGGCUGCAGCCUCUUCUCUCACGUCCCCCCCGAGAGGGAAGACGACGUCUCGAUGGGGCUGAACGACUUCUUCCAGACCGGAGACUGGGACGUCGCCGCCCACAACGAAGCGCAUAGACGGGACCUGGCCUGGCUCAACGCGCAGGUCGCGGAGCUUGAGCGGUCCGAUGCGAGGAUCGUCAUCUUCUCGCAUUGGAGCCCUUCGACGCACAGCCUCGCCCUCGAUCCCAGGCAUGCCACCAGCCUGAUCACGCCGGGAUUCGCGACGGAUCUGUCCGGAGAAGUGUGCUUCAAGAGCGGGAGCGUCGAGGCCUGGGCGUUUGGCCACACCCACUUCAACUGCGAUUUCACCGUGAAGCGGGACGGCGGUGCCGGGCCUCUGAGGCUGUUUACGAACCAGAGGGGCUACUGCUUUUCUCAGUCGGCAGGCUUCGACGCCGAGAAGGUGUUUGAGUGA
Messenger RNA from Colletotrichum destructivum, 798 nucleotides. Its product is annotated as Putative calcineurin-like phosphoesterase domain, ApaH type, metallo-dependent phosphatase. Gene Ontology annotation, molecular function: hydrolase activity. Lineage: Eukaryota; Fungi; Ascomycota; Sordariomycetes; Glomerellales; Glomerellaceae. The record is from RefSeq and is a predicted model, not a curated record. The transcript has a single exon. Bases 1 to 798 code for a protein of 265 amino acids.